ACAGCACCAACUGCCAAUUCACCUUGUCCUAAGUGUUUUCUUGCCUCGUCUCCCUUAGUUGCCACCGUCCGUCUCAUACUUGAGCUCACCAUGCAUACCAGCGAAUACGACUAUCUUUUCAAGCUUCUCCUCAUCGGUGACUCUGGUGUCGGAAAGUCUUGUCUCCUCCUCCGUUUCGCAGACGACACGUACACUGAGAGUUAUAUCAGUACUAUUGGUGUUGACUUCAAGAUCCGCACUAUUGAACUCGAAGGGAAGACCGUCAAGUUGCAGAUUGUGAGUCAAGAAAGAUUCCGCACCAUAACGUCCUCGUACUACAGAGGCGCUCACGGUAUCAUCGUUGUGUACGAUGUUACUGAUAACGACACUUUUACGAACGUCAAGCAAUGGCUACAGGAGAUAGACCGGUACGCUUCUGAGGGCGUCAAUAAGCUGCUGGUUGGGAAUAAGAGUGAUCUUACCAGCAAGAAGGUGGUGGAGUACAGUGUGGCGAAGGAAUUUGCCGAUCAACUUAGUAUUCCUUUCCUGGAGACGUCCGCAAAGAAUGCGACAAACGUCGAACAAGCGUUUUUGACGAUGGCGAAACAGAUCAAGGACAGGUGAGAUGGGAUCGACCUUCGACACCUGCUGGCGGCGCCAAAUCGUCAACAGUUACUCCAGGGCAAUCUGUUCAGCAACAGUCGAGCCCUAGUUGCUGCUCUUGAAGGAGGGUUGUGAUCGGCUUGGGGUGGGGUUACGUCAUCGAGAUUGAGCGGGUUUUUUUAUCAUAUUCCCUUCUACAUAUCAUCUGCUACUUUGGACAUGUUCUUUGCGCUUUAUCAAUUUUCUGCGUCCUAAUUCUAGGCUUUCUCUGCUACUA
Suillus subalutaceus is the source of this 859-nucleotide messenger RNA. Its product is annotated as Rab1b in complex with the Gef domain of DrraSIDM FROM legionella. The transcript has 7 exons. The record is from RefSeq and is a predicted model, not a curated record. Lineage: Eukaryota; Fungi; Basidiomycota; Agaricomycetes; Boletales; Suillaceae. Gene Ontology annotation, molecular function: GTPase activity; GTP binding. Bases 91 to 603 code for a protein of 170 amino acids.